This is a messenger RNA of Acromyrmex echinatior (Panamanian leafcutter ant), 5847 nucleotides long. RefSeq lists its product as uncharacterized. Lineage: Eukaryota; Metazoa; Arthropoda; Insecta; Hymenoptera; Formicidae. Gene Ontology annotation, cellular component: membrane. Gene Ontology annotation, biological process: adenylate cyclase-activating G protein-coupled receptor signaling pathway. The record is from RefSeq and is a predicted model, not a curated record. Gene Ontology annotation, molecular function: G protein-coupled receptor activity.
UCGUGUCGAGGUAUAUCAAAGUGUAUCUACCGCUCAUCUCAUCAUUCUCAUCGUCGAUCUUUUCAUCGAAAUUAUCCAGUUUCUGUCUGAAAUCGCGUUUCACGUUUCUCGCAAAUCUCUCGAUGGUGUAAUCCAUGAUGUAGUCGAGAUCGAGAAAUUCGUGAUGCGUUGGACAUCCCCCCAAGAUUUGCGCUUUUGCGCGGUAUUCGGUUCGCGGGUAAGCCUGACCGAGCGCAACAUCCCUGGUUGUUCCUGCGCGAGGGGAUAUCGACACCGUCAUGCCGGGGAAUCGUCGAUGUGGACAGAAACCCAGCGGAUGAUAGCCGAUUGAACGAAAUUGAAGAAAGACGACUCGUGCGAUCGUUCAUUUGGAGGUAUCGCAAUAACGCCCCGCUCGAGCCGCGGAUAAGAUUUGAAGAAUGAAGAUGAAGACUACCAUGUCAAGUGUUUUUCUCCUGUGUCUCUUCUGCUUCAACCUGCCGGAUGUCAUCAUGAACUUUGAUCCGUUCUGCGGUGGUCAUUUGGCAGGCCCCAGAGGCGUCAUACACACGCCGAAUUUUCCCGGAUCCUUUCCGAUUCCGAUUAAGUGUCGUUGGGUAAUUGACGUGUCCGACAUCCCGUCGACCAACAGCUCCAUCGUCGUCUAUCUGACGCAGCUCUAUGUCUACAAGGGGCUUCGUUUCACCGAAUAUGCAUACUACGAGUCCGAGACCAUGAACUUUGGUGCAGCCCUAAUUAAGGAGGUGACCGAGGGUAAUGUCUUCGAGUAUCAACGCCUGAGAACGUUCAGGCCGUUCUUGGUAGUCGAGUUCGAGCUUGAUCGACUCGAGGGUAAUCACGUAAGGGUAUUGAAUGACCUGCUCGACGUGUAUGGAUUCAAUGUGACUUACGAAAUGACUGAAGAACAUCCAAAUCUUGAGUCCUGCACCAUACGCGACUGCUCCUUCGCUGGUAACUGUCUCGUCUCUGCAGAUUACACGUCUUUCUGGUGCGAUUGUUUCGAUGGAUUCAAUGGAAGGAGCUGCAAUGAAGGUCCGUUGUGUUUUAACGAUGAAAAUAUUCCAGUUUGUCAAAAUGAAGCCACAUGCAGACAAACUGGAGCAGAAGCAAUGCACUGCGAUUGUCCGGAUGGUUACGUUGGACACAAUUGCGAAACUCGUCUUUUAGAUACAUCAGACACUGAAUGCGCUUUGGAGAAUUGCAUACUGCAGUGUCCUGUCAACGAGCAAGAGCAGCCGUGUACUUGUAAAGACGGCACGAAGAUAUACAACAAUCGAUCGAGGUAUGAAUGCAGAAUCAAACUGUCGAACGUUACGUCUCUCCGCACGGGUCUGAUAUCGCAACACGGAAGUAUGGAAUCAUUUGUUAGCAAGCAGCUUGCAAAAUACUUGAGGAAUUCCAAUAUCACUUCCAUGGAGGAAUUAAAAAUCCUGAACGUGACACCAACGGCCGAAGUUACUUUUCAUUUUUUCGGAAAUUCCGAUGAUGGAGAUAAAAUUCGCGAAUCUCUCAAUCGACUCGUACAGCGUCGACGUCUCAGCGAAAUUGCAUUGGAAUCCACGCACUUUACCUUCCAACAAAAACCCGCGCUUAAGUUACAGAGUCUGCGUAUUAAUCAAGUGAACGAUUACGAGGUUCACUUGGGAGAACAAAUCAUCUUGUCAUGCGCUGCUCAAGGAAGUUACAGCAUAAGUUUUACUUGGUACAAAGACGGCAUGUUGGUGAACACGAGUAAAGCUAUCAGAGAAAUUUGGAUUACUCAAUUGCCGAACGAUGGGUCGGAUUUAUAUACAUCAAUAUUGACAAUCGAGAAGGCGACCCUACUCGACGCCGGUCAGUAUACGUGUCAGGUAGUUGACUGGGGUGUGCAGCAAUGCAAAAGUAUCUACAUCGAGGUCAGGGAUGAGCCGGACGUAAAAGUGGUGCCGAUGAGCGCCUCUAUAGAAAAAGGCAACGAUAUACAACUAACAUGUAUGACUCCCAACAUGCGUAACAUCGGGAUCGGCUUCGGUUGGACGAAAAAUCGCGCCUUGCUCAAAUUAGAACCUGGUCGAGCAGUUUGGGAGGAUCUGUAUCCAGCGGGUAGCAUUUUGAAGAUCACUAAUACUCAGAAAUCGGCGAUUUACACCUGCAAUGUAGCGCACAAGUCUAUGUCCGUGCGAGUUGAAGUCAUGAAUCGAACGCUAAUACCGAUAUGCUUUAAAGAACAGUCCUGGGGUUUGGAAUGGCCAGACACUGCACCAGGAUCAGAGGCACUAUUAGAAUGCCCCCGAUAUUUCGUAGGUCGACGAGUAUCCAGGCUGUGCUCGAUGAAAGACGCUACUACACCCGAAUGGCAAAUACCGGAUUUCUCGUCCUGCUUAUAUGAACCGUUGAUUUUACCAUAUAACAAUUUUCGAAGUCUGACAUUGGGUUAUCAAAAAAUCAUGAGUUCGGACACGAUCCUCGCUUUUUGGAAGCUCUUGCGCAAACGUGCAUUGCCGCUUUAUCCUGGCGAAGGCGAUCGUAUAAUAAGUAUGUUGGCUGAAAUCGAACGAUAUCAGCAUAGAAUCGAUCCACAAGAUGCAUAUAAUUCCGCGGAGGCUUUGAGUCACAUAAUAAAUCGCAUACUGAGCGAUGAAUAUUCGAUCCUGAGUCAAGAGAAACUAUCGGUUUCACUUCAACUAACGCAACGCAAUUUAAUUCACUGGUCCAAACAGCUGAAAGAUAUGUAUAAACAUCUGUCUCUAUCAUCUAUGGUUGUAGAUAUUCAGCAACUACAAUCUCAAAGUGGAGAUAGUAUAACGCAUUCUCUUCAAAUACCUUCGGUCGAUUAUAUUAUCGUAUAUAAAAACAUGUCACGCUUUAUACCAACAGCGUAUAUUAAGGAACUCGAUGAUGGCACAGACCUAGAGUUUCGCAUUAAUUCUCGAGUGAUCGCCGUCGCAGUUCCUUCCUUUGGUAUCGAUAAAUAUAACAAGAUAUGGGUUGAUCUGCAAAUCCGGCAUUUACAAAAUCAGACAAAUUCUUGGAAUACGUCAUGCGGCCUAAUAGAUAACACUGGAUCAUGGGAUCUCGAUACUUGCAUAGCAAACACAGUAUCCGGCGAUGUAGUAACGCAUUGUUUGUGCCCUACUACGGGGACAAUAGCUGUUUUCUUGACGACUCGAGCAGUAAAGGUAGUACUGGCGAAAACAGAACAAACCACGUUCAUUAUAAUAUUCGGAUGCAGCAGUUGCCUUGUUCAGUGCUUGCUAUCUGCCCUGAUACUAGGCACUUUUUGGAGAAAGCACAAAAGCUGGUUGAAUUUUCUAAAACUCCAAUGCUGCGGCGCAUUAAUAGGCGCAAUGGCUAUCUUCAUUUACGCCGUCCACACUAAUCUUCCAGAGUCAUCUUACUCGCUCGUGGCGAUAGGAUUAGAGGCGUUCCUCCUCGUAGGCAUGUCUGCGCCUAUUUCCGAGGCUCUAAUAGUUUAUGCCGAACUCACGCAAAUUCGACCGAGUCAACAUCUUCAGCCUACAGUGAUCGCUGUAAUAACUGGUGUUCCGAUCUUGGCUGUAUUUGCAACCGAAUUAACGCAUAAGAGUACAGGAUGGAGACACGAAUCCUGGUGGCUCAUAUAUGGCAGCGGUGUCUAUAACAUAUUUGUCAGCUGCGCCACGAUGAUGUUUUUAGUAUUCAUACUACUAUAUAUGGGAGUGCUCCACAAAGUUCACACAUUAGUGGAGGAGAAUGUGAUGAAGAGAGAAGCUAUAGAAACAAGAAUACGAAUAUUGCACCGCGCGGCUAUCGUCAUAUGCGGCAUCAUCGCCAUGGAGGCAUCCUCUAUUUUCUACAUAAAUUCAUCAUCUGUAAUUUUCCACUACAUAUUUGCAUCCUUAUCUUUCGCUCUGGGCUUCGGUAUAAUAAUCGUAUACAUCGUUAAUGGCGAGAAUGCAAUUAUCGGACCAAUGCUGCGGAGAAUCAGAUGGAAACGCAAUUUGGACGAUAAACACACGUCCGAAUCCAUUAAAGUAUGCUCGAAAGCUGACGCUGAGGUGGAAAACGACUCAGCAACUCCCCCGACGUCAUCUUCAAUCGCCGGCGAGCCGUAUAGGGAGGCACGAGGCAUCGCCGCGGGUAGCAUAGAUAUGCGUGAAUUUGUAUCCGAGUCUUCGUCUGCCUACGCCAAGUCCUCCGUCCCCACGACUAGAUUCCUGCCGGAGAUCCGAAUAGAUCAUUCAGAUAAUAUCGAUCUUGAGAACUACAAUACGAGUCCGCGAAAGUAUCAAGAGGUAUUUGUCGACUCGACGUUUUCUGCACGUAGCUCUUGCUGUGCCAAUGAUGUAGUGGCCUACAGUGUUAAUGAACGCAGCAACUUCCGUGGCGACGUAUCGGGCAAGUAUCGUGGCGACGGCAAGACCUUCCUGCCGACGGCGAGCGUUUCCUCCGAGUCCUCGGCCAAAGUCCUCUGCAGUGCCGACGUGGAGUCGCGAUUAGGUGCGAUGCCAGACGUCACGUUGGCUGUGAAAAGCGAUGUCGAACUGUCAUCGCGGACAAGCGUGGAACUGAAAAGCCGGGAGCAUGUGGUGAGCGCCAUGCCGGACAUCGCCAACACGAGUGAGCGUAAGCAACCUGACGGCGAGGAGAAAACGCCGGAGAUCGUGGUAACGACAGGUGGCUGCGAUAGCGCGACCAGCGGUAUGCUAGAUCGUAUCUCUCACGAUCUUGACUAUCUGCUUAAUCGCACGCACGCCAAAGAAGGAGCUUGAAAUAUGUUAAGAUCGCGAAAUAUACAAGUGCAAUAUAGAUUGUUAAAUUUGUACAAAACGGAUUUCAUCACAAAUUUCCACAUAAAUAAGUGAAUCGCAGGUCAUUUCAUGUAUCGUAGUUUUUUUAGGAUAAUAUUCGUCAAUAUUGCGUUUUUGCUAUGUAAUGAGAAGUUAACGUGAUAACGCGAUAUGAACGUAUUGAGAGCUGCAAACCAAAGUCUAAAGUAUACAUAUAAUCCCUUCUUAUUUCUUAUAUUCUCGUAUAUUCUGCACCAGAACGCUAACUGUAAUUUGAUCGUUGAUCACGAAUCAGCGAUAGUCGUAAAAAAAAAUUCGAUGCGACAAGUGAUCAUCAUCGCACUCCAUCCAUCAGAACUUACUUUAAAUGUAAUCGAAAUUUUCAUGCUCUAUUAUAAACAUUUACAUUCACGUCCAUUGUAUAUCAUGAGGAGACUUUACUGUUCCUCAUAAUAAAUAAAUAGAAUAUUAAAGAAUAAAAUGUACUGCGUAAAAAUUCGAUUCAUGUAUAAUUAUUGUAUAGAUUUUCAGAAGGUGAGAGUACUCAAUUGAGCAUUUCCGAGUUAAAGUAUUUAUUUAUCACUGUCAUCGUACAGCCCUUUCAUAAUAUCCACGAAUCAGUCGUCGCGCUUUUUUUCGUCGUUUAUAAUUUGUAUUAUAAAGCUAUACACAUUCAAUUUAGUUUGAUAAUCUACUUACAUACUUAAGAUCGAAGUUUAUGUUGUAGGUAAUAGGUACCUCUAGUAGAGUUAGUCGUUUACUUAAUGAGAAAUGCUUCACUGAAAUUGAUUCGACCGAGGUAUGAAAUUGGAGCGGUAUUUCUCUUGGCCAAGCACGUGUUAUAAAUGCAAAAGACGUAAUAAGAUCUGUGUUAGUCUGUUAGCACUCGAAUAUACCUAUAUGACUAGUUCUCUGUGUUCAACAGAUUUUUCUUAAAAAUAUAAAAUAUUUACAAGGAUUUUCGGCUAAUUUUAUCGAGAUUUAAUCUUGGUUUAAUCACAUCAAUAAUACCCAAGUAUAGAGCAGGGCCGUGGCUUUAUCCGAUUACUACCAAAUUACGCUAUUGAGCCAGUAUUACAUCUCUUACAAUCUUGCCUAA